Messenger RNA from Penicillium brevicompactum, 1662 nucleotides. Its product is annotated as trehalose-6-phosphate synthase. The transcript is spliced from 3 exons. The record is from RefSeq and is a predicted model, not a curated record. Gene Ontology annotation, biological process: trehalose biosynthetic process. Bases 1 to 1662 code for a protein of 553 amino acids. Gene Ontology annotation, molecular function: catalytic activity. Gene Ontology annotation, cellular component: alpha,alpha-trehalose-phosphate synthase complex (UDP-forming); cytosol. Lineage: Eukaryota; Fungi; Ascomycota; Eurotiomycetes; Eurotiales; Aspergillaceae.
AUGACGGAGUUGAUGGCUCAAUCAUCGAGUAAUCCACGACUCAUAAUCGUGUCUAAUCGGCUGCCAGUUACGGUGAAGAGCUCACAAGAUGGGACCUUUGAAUAUUCGGCCUCUGCAGGGGGGCUGGUAUCUGGACUAAAUGGGAUAUCAUCCAAAAUGUCCUUUCAUUGGUAUGGCUGGCCAGGUAUUGACAUAAUGAAGGAGGAAAGAAAUGGCGUGAAAGAGAAAUUAUGGAGGGAUUACCAUGCCGUACCGGUGUGGCUUUCAGAAGAUUUGGCAGAUAGCCACUACAACGGUUUCUCAAACACAGUGCUAUGGCCACUCCUUCACUAUCACCCGGCGGAGUUCUCCUUUGACGAAGAUCAUUGGAAAAGCUAUCGAGAUGUAAACAGUAAAUUCGCUCAGGUCCUCGUCCAAGGGCUGCGGGACGGCGACAUUAUAUGGAUACACGACUACCACCUAAUGUUACUGCCUAAUUUGCUCCGAGCAGAAGCCGCGAAGCGUGGCAAACAUAUCAAGAUUGGUUUCUUCCUGCACACACCAUUCCCAAGCAGCCAAAUAUACAGAAUCUUACCUGUGCGGAAAGAGAUUCUCCUGGGAGUGCUAGGUUCUGACCUCGUCGCCUUCCACACCUAUGACUAUGCCAAACACUUUUUGCGAAGUUGUUCGAAAAUCUUAAUUACGUCUCCUCCGUUGAUUAUUAACCAAGUAAACAGAGGCGUUCCCGCGACCCUCGAUGGGAUCAAGGUGUCGGUGGGCUCUGAACAUGAGACUCGGGUCCGAGCAUUCCCCAUCGGCAUUGACCCAGAAAGAUUUCUAAGCCAUUUGAGCACUGAAAAAGUACAGAAUCGGAUCCUGCAGCUGAGGGAGAAAUUUCGGGGAAAAAAAGUACUCGUUGGAAUUGACCGCCUUGACUAUGUCAAGGGUGUCCCACAAAAACUGCAUGCGUUUGAGAAUUUCCUCCAGGGCCACCCGGAAUGGGUUGGCAGAGCAGUAUUAGUGCAGCUUGCCAUUCCCACCCGACCAGAGGUAGAAGAUUACCAAUUCUUGAGAUCAGCUGUCAAUGAGCAGGUUGGAAGGAUAAAUGGCAGAUUUGGUUCGCUUUUACUCCUUCCCCACCCUAUAAACCUGAGACUGACGGAGUAUACAAUAAUAGGCACGGUGGAAUACAUGCCCGUCCAUUUUAUGCACUGUUCACUACCAUUCGACGAGUUACUGGCGCUAUAUGCUGUAUCCGACGUCUGCGUUGUGACAUCGACCAGGGACGGAAUGAACCUUGUUGCUCUUGAAUACAUUGCUUCCCACAACAGACAUAGUAUGCAUACAGGCGUCCUUAUCCUAUCUGAGUUUGCGGGCGCCGCGCAGAGUUUAUCUGGCAGCAUUAUCGUCAACCCUUGGGACGCAAGUCAGAUUGAAGAUGCCUAUGAGACGUCGCUUUGCAUGACAGCCGGUGAAAGAUGGAUAAGGUUUCAGCAUCUUCAGAAAUACGUUUCACAAUUUACGAGGUACGGAAGCAUCUCAUUGUCCGUGUACGUUCCAAGGAAAGCAAAGUGGGAGACGAAGGCAAUACCUUUUUCUUGGGCCGGGGACAUUUUGUCGGCAGCUGCUAACCUGAUUCAGUUCCCAAUGGUGUCGCUCCUUCUUGGGAGAACUGAAUGCUGA